Molecule: messenger RNA, 1905 nt
Organism: Aphidius gifuensis
Lineage: Eukaryota; Metazoa; Arthropoda; Insecta; Hymenoptera; Braconidae
Exons: 7
Coding region: 1-1884 (627 amino acids)
Source: RefSeq, a predicted model, not a curated record
AUGAUACAGAGUAUUAUUUAUGAAUUUAGAGAUCAACAUAAAUGGGCAUCUUAUGAUAAUAAAAUAUUAGAUAACGACACACGUAAUAUUUUCAAUGAAGUAUAUAAGUUUAAUAAGGAUAGUGAAGAUCUAAUGGACUUACUUGAUAAAAUUUCCGAUAGAAUUGAAAAAUCUUGGAUACCAUUUAAUGAACUUUUAAAAUCUCCUGAUAAUGUAAGUUAUUCAGAGUUAGAAAAACAUUUUAAGGUUGUAUUAUCAGGUGGUGCAGGUAGUCUUGUAGAAUCUAUGAUAGAAAUAGAAAAGAUAGCAAUAAAAACAUACGAUACACUCUAUUCAAUGGAUCGACUAAUAGAGGAUACUGAAUCUCAUUUUUGUGGUAACUAUCCUAUAUUACGUCAACAACAUGUUAUUCAAUUUUUCGAUGUUGUUUCAAAUAAAGCAUUCAAGGCUUAUAACUUCAUAAUAUCAGCAGAUAAAUUUAUGGAAAGACGUGGAAAAGUAAGUUCUUUUUAUGAAACCUACCUAUUAGUAAAUAGAGCAAGAUUUUCGUUACAAUAUUCUGUUGAGUUCGCACGUCAUAUAAUACACCAUGUAUCAAGAAAUAUAAGGUCAUGUAACAGGGAUGCUGAUAUUAAAGAUAAAACAUAUGUUGAAUUAACUGGACCAUCACAAGGUUUUAUAUUUGAUUCAUUAGCAGUUCUUCAAGGAAUUAGUUGUAAAGCAUUCAAUGGUAAAUAUGAUCAUUGUAAACCUAAUGAUCCAUUAUGUUUGUCGCAUACUUGCUCAGCAGAUGGUGGAGUUCUUAAAAAUUGUGAACAAAUCAGUAAAAAGUCUAUGGCUUUAUGUCUAUCAGAAGAUCCAUCAAAACGUUAUUUAUCAGCUGUAAGUGAUUUAAAAAUAUAUGGAAAUCAAUCAGCAGCUAAACAUUGUCCACUAAAUUAUAUGAGGAGACAAAAGAAAUGGAAAAUGGUACGUCCCGUAGGCCUUAGUGAACUAAAUCUUAUACCAAAUGAAUUUUGUUAUUGCAAUUGUGAAAGAAAAAAAUGGAAGCAAGGUGAUGUUCGAUCAAUAUCUUUCAAUUGGGCUUUAGCUGAUACUGAAUCAAACAGGGUCAUUACUAAUUUGCGAUUUGAAGAAAAAAAUGGUAUGAUUUCAUUGGUUCCACAAACUGGUGUUCUUUUGCCUGGUGGAUUGAUUGAUCAAAAAACAGUUGAGUGGACUAGAACUUAUAGUCCAGAACCUGUUUUUAAAAAUGAUAAUUUAGUGGCAUAUUAUCAUCGAUUUCAAGAAGGAAAGGAAUCGAGCACAAGUUAUAUGGAAGUUGAUCAUGAUUUUAUGUAUAUAUCAAGUGGUUUAUCAAUAAACCUUGAUGAUAUAACUGUUCCAAGAAGCCAUGUUAUUGUCGGCGUUCGAUUAAAUAAGGCUGAAUCACGUGGAAAUGUAAAUGAUAAAGGCAUUGAAUUAUCUGUUAAGUCGAUGCAGUUUGAUCCUAACAGUGGUGAAUUAUCUAGAACAAGAAAACUUCAUAUUGGUGCAACAGAUUUUAUGCUAAAUCAAUUUCAACACGCAAAAAGACAAGUCAUAAAUCUUGGUGACCCAAAUACACCAAUAUCAAAGCCAAGUAAAAAUACUGAUAUUUCAGUACCUUAUCAACGAGUUGAAUUUCGACAAACUAAUAAAAAUGAUGAUCUUGGACAAUCAUUUGUUCCAUUUAUUGAUAUAAGAGGAGCCAAAACAAAUGUAGCAAUGCCACUUUCAACAAUUAGUCUUUAUCACAGAGGCUGUGCUGAAUCUGGUGGUUUUAUUGCAUUGAAAUUUCAAUCAUUAGAUAUUGCAGAUUAUUUUGAACGAGUUAUUAAUAAUAACUUGUCUCGAUAUAUUUGAAGAAAAAAAAAUAGUUUACUU